Molecule: messenger RNA, 615 nt
Organism: Acanthosepion pharaonis
Lineage: Eukaryota; Metazoa; Mollusca; Cephalopoda; Sepiida; Sepiidae
Source: the annotation of a GenBank genome assembly
AUGAUAGUGAGGCGAGUGGGGGGCAAUUGCAUCAUUCGCGGAAUUAUACUGUUAUUAAUUUGCACAUGUCAAAAAAAAAAGAAAGAUGAACUAAAUUUCUAUCUAUCUAUCUAUCUAUCUAUCUAUCUAUCUAUUCAAGCCAAUAGUCAUGUCGUCAUAGACCAGGAUUCACUUAUUUCUCUUCGUCUUCAUUGUCCGAUAUUCAUUCACUUCUCUUUUUCUUCGUUGUCUAAUAUUCAUUCAUUUCACUUCGUCUGCAUUGUGCAACAUUCAUUCAUUUCCUUUCGUCUUCAUUGUCCAGCAUUCACUCAUUUUUCUUCGUCUUCAUUGUCCUGCAAUCAUUUAUUUCUCUUCGUCUUCAUGAUCCAGACUUCAUUCAUGCCUCUUCGUCUUCAUUGUCCAGCAUUCACUCAUUUCUCUUCUUCAUUGCCCAUCAAUCACUCCUUUCUCUUUCUCUUCAUUGUCCAGCAUUCCCUCAUUUUUCAUCGUAUUCAAUCUAGCAUUUCCUCAUUUCACCAUCCAGCAUUCUCAUUUUUCUUUUCGUCCUCAUUGUCCAGCAUUCACUUCUUUAUAAUCGUUUUCGUUGUCCAGGAUUCAAUCAUUUACCUUUUAUAG